AGCCCCACCAACUUACCAGCCCGAAGCGCCGCCGUGGCUGUCGGUGUCGCUUCCCCCCCCAUCACCAACCGUUGAUCACCAUCACGCAACCACCGGCACCAUGUCCAGCGCCUCACAGCCCAAGUCCCUAAGUCCGGAGGAGGAGACCUUGGACUCCUCCCCGGCACCCGAACUCCAACACCUCUCCCGCCACCUCGACGGAGUCCCCUCCAACUCCAAGCCCGAGCUCGAAGGCGAGGCCCCGCCGCAAGGCCACGAGCUGGUGCUCGUGACACCAGACUUCCCCAUGGAUGCACCGGCGUUGCAGCCGCCGCCGCUGAAGGAGGAACCGCGACGGCGAGGAUCCCGGCGGCGGGCUGAGUGGACUCCACCAGAGGGCUUGCAGAUGAUCGUACAAGAGAGGAAAUCUGGCAGGAGCAAGGGAAACAAAGAUACAUAUUACACUCUUCCGGGAGUACGCACAAAAUUCAGGUCCAUACCAGAAGUCCAAAGAUAUCUCGAGAAAAAACCCGUUAGGAUUUGGAGGAAGAAUUCUGGAACUCGGCCUUCCCAACCUGCUGAAGCCGGAAGUUCCUCUAACCCGUCGGACCCACAACCAGCUGCAGAAUCUUGUCCAGAGGAACCUAAAGAACAAACUAAAGAUGAGGAACGAGCAGAACGACCUAAGAGUAGACCAAAGUUAUGCGUGCAACGGAACUUGUUCAAGCGUUCUCGUAGGCACAAGCACAAGAAGCUCUGAGGCAACAGAAGAGGGGGAUACUCUUUUUUUUUUUCGUUUCAGUUUUGCCUUGUAAAUAAUUCUCUUAUUGCUGUCCUAUGAGCAUUUUUUCCCUCUGCAGUGCUUUGGUGCCUGCCUAAACCUUUGAUGUAUAGCCUUACCAUCUCAAAAUCCAAUAAUGUGCAUACCAGUACUUACAAAGAUCUGGUGUUUUCAAGAAUCUUUAGAUGCUGUAUGAGAUCGUACAAAGUGGAGAAGAAUUUAAUAAUUUGUGUGAAGCAUGGGACUAAUAUUUCUUCAUUAUAUUGUAUGGUUGUGACAGAAUCUACAAA
Molecule: messenger RNA, 1050 nt
Organism: Elaeis guineensis (African oil palm)
Lineage: Eukaryota; Viridiplantae; Streptophyta; Magnoliopsida; Arecales; Arecaceae
Molecular function (GO): DNA binding
Source: RefSeq, a predicted model, not a curated record